Molecule: messenger RNA, 8351 nt
Organism: Vicia villosa (hairy vetch)
Lineage: Eukaryota; Viridiplantae; Streptophyta; Magnoliopsida; Fabales; Fabaceae
Exons: 1
Coding region: 629-6499 (1956 amino acids)
Biological process (GO): DNA integration
Molecular function (GO): nucleic acid binding; RNA-DNA hybrid ribonuclease activity
Source: RefSeq, a predicted model, not a curated record
GACUGGGCCAAGGCUAGGCCCAACACCGCUUUCGGCCCAAUAAGCCUCAGAGGCCCAUGUAUAGUUCAUGGCCUUCCGACACGCCUUGCUCGGCACCAACACCGCGCUCGGCGUUCAUUCUCCCCCGGACAUCAUCCUUGCCGAGGACCCUGCUCCGCGCAGGGCUCCUUCAUAUCCAAUCCUCCGAAUAACUCGGAUCCCACGUGGCUCCUAAAAGACCGCGUCUUCCCUUGGACUUCGGAGCGGUUAACCAGGACAGAGGGCAUACACGCACCUCCGAUAUUUCCGCUCAGGAAACCUGGCAGUCUCCUAGUUGGGCUUGGGAAUCCAACCCAAUAGCGAGAUCAUGGCCCAGCGCUGGGGGCUAUAUAUACCCUCUUCAACUAGAGGGUCAGGUAUUCAAUUCUUACUCACUUUAGCUAGUACUUGCGCUCCUCUGCUCGUCAACUUACUUUGGCAUUGGAGUACCUUGCAGGUACACCCCCCCCUCCUCCUCCUUCCUAGAAGAUCCAGUCCGAGCAGCCUACGACGAUUCUUCUGAUCAGGUACGAUCAGUGGCGCCGUCUGUGGGAAACUUGCUUCCCCAUCUUUAAAGAACAAAGAUCAAAGCUAACCAUCACCAAUCGUCAUGGCUGACAACAACAACAUCCCAAGCUCUGACCCUUUCCUCCUUCAAGAGCUGAUCGAGGAAUCCUCCCGCGAGCUAGCUAAUCAUCGUCGGGGGAGUCGUCGGCGACAAAGCUCCGGGCAUGAAACCCAGGACACCCAGCUGCUGCAGGUCCUACAACAGGUCCAGAAUGUUGACCAUGUUCCUCCAGAAGGGCACGUUCAGAACGGCGAACCGAUCCGAACGACCAACGUGCCGGAACAUGCCCAGAAUGUGAAUGAAACCGACCCUCGCGACGGGCAACAUGCUUCCUCAUUCACCCACACCUCCGAGAGGCAGAGAGCCCGUCAUGGAGAAGAAGAGGAGCCGCUCAACAUUCCCGAAGGCACUGACCCCAUUACCGUCCGCUUGCUCAAGGAAAUACAACUGACCAACAGCCUCCUCAGAAUUCAGGAUGACCGAAUUCACGAGCUGGAAAGACAGCGGCGACGUCGCCCUUCCCCACGGAGGCGCUACAGGUCACGCUCCUAUUCCUCCUCGCGCUCACCGCCGAGAAGAUACCGUCGGCGUUCCCCGUCCUCUUCAAGGUCUCCCCCGAGAAGACAUCGCCGCCGGAGGACUCGUUCCCGUUCUCCACACAGAAAGAACAGGAAGAACCAGAAACCUGAAACCGCCGAACAAAGAAGCCCCUCCCCCGAACAGGGCCGUCGGGGUCCCUCCAAAGCAACGACGGGUAACAACCAAGAAGAUCCCCGACGAAACAGGCACUACGAUUCACCAGGGCCGAGCGACGAGGAGGACUUCCGCAGCCCCUUGUCCGCUAGUAUACGGAGAGCCCGCCUCCCUCGGGGGAUGGAAAAACCGCCAGCAUUGGACCAAUACGACGGAACCACUGACCCCGACGACCAUAUCCGGAGUAUCGAAGCGGUCAUGGACUAUCACGUCGUCAGAGGCUCGAUCAAGUGCCGCAUUUUCCCGACCACCCUCAGGAAGGGAGCGAUGAAUUGGUACAGGAACCUCCCUUCGAACUCCAUCCAUUCUUGGACCGAGCUCAAAGAACUCUUCUUGAGCCACUUCACAGCCUCCCGACGGCAACCGAAAUCGGAAGCCAAUCUCGAGGCCGUAGUCCAAGGACCCAACGAGCCUCUCCGAGAUUACCUUGAAAGAUUCAACAAGGAGGCCGUCCAAGUGCAGACAAAAGACUACAUGAAGAGGUACAUCUUGGAACGAGGACUUCUCCCCGGCAGUGACUUCAAGAAAGCUAUUAAGAUCGAGAAGGUAAACUCGAUGAAUGACCUCCUCAGCAAAGCAAAGGUAUUCAUCGAUUUUGAGGAAGGCGAGGCAGCCGCAAUCAGAGCCCCGAGGGGCAGUGGCGCCGCUCGCAGCUCAAACCUCGAAGACUCGGGGUCGCGCCGAGGACAAGACAAAAGAAGGGACGACCGGGCCCGAGAUGUCAAAGAACGGCGAGGACCAGCAGGGCGUUUCAACGACUACACUCCUUUGAACACCUCCCGGGAGAAAAUCCUGUCCGACUGCCAGAACGCCGAGUUCAAGAAAUCCAACAUCAGGCCCCCGAAGUCAAAUCCUACAAGACCGGGGACGGACAAGUCCAAAUACUGCAAGUACCACAAGAGUCACGGGCAUAUGACCGACGAAUGCGUACAUCUCAAAGAUGCCAUAGAGACCCUGAUCAAAGAGGGCCACCUGGCAAAAUACACCAAGAAGGGAGAACCCUCCAGAAGAGACAUCCCUCGAAACUCUGACGAGGGGAACUCACCAGACAGCAGACCGCUCCAAGUCGCGCUGUCCGUAACCCGACCGGAAGACUUCAUCCCUUCAGUCGGCGUGACGACCGCCCUCAGCACCUGGGAACAUUUCCCCACCGCAAUGGUCAUCUCCAACGGCGGCGACCCCGGCUCUCUCACCGUCAGUUCGGUCAAGAGAAAGUUCGACGAGCUACUCAGCGCCAAUGCAGAUCUCGGCCCUACUCUUCGGAAAUUCCGAGGAAAGUCAGAGCCAAUCACUUUCUAUCUCGAAGAACUGCCCGGCGGAGCUCCAAAUGCCACCAUUCCCCUUCUCGUCCGAGCCAGAAUGGCAAACUUCGAUGUGCGACGGGUCCUGGUAGAUGAAGGCAGUUCAGUCGACAUUAUGUACUCCCACCUCUUCCAAACACUGCAGCUGGACGACUCGCACCUCACUCCCUAUGUGGGUUCCGACCUCCAAGGUUUUAACGGAGCCACCACCAAACCAUGGGGCUACGUCGAGCUGAUUGUCACCUUCGGGGAAGGGGAAGCGUCCAGACAAGUCAAAACCAGGUUUCUGGUAAUCGACUGCAAAACAUUGUACAACUGCAUCAUCGGACGCCCAACACUGGCCGAGCUAACUGCCGUGCCCUCCACAGUCCAUCUGAAGAUGAAGUUCUACACGAGGACAGGGAAAGUGGCCACCAUCAACGCCGACAUUGAAGCUGCGAGAAGGAUCUUCGAUGCAUCCGUCAAAGGACUAGAGCUGAUCGCUCCUCCGACCAGCUCCAACAAGAAACCAAGAGCCGAAGAUAAGCGUCCUCGGGAAGAUCAGGUUCCAACGGCCAACGUCAGCUCAGUCGACCUCGAUGCAAGGUUCACACAAGAAGAACUGAAGACCGGGGAGGAAACACAAUCGAAUCCCGUCCGACCUGUUCCCGACGGAGACUUCGAGCUGAUCCCCCUGGGAGACAACCCCAACAGAGCAGUGAAGAUCGGCAAGGGUAUCCCUGACCUGCCGAGGAAGCAACUCAUAGCCUGCCUUCGAGCCAAUGCCGACCUGUUCGCCUGGAGCGCCGCAGAGAUGCCCGGACUCGACCCUGAGGUCGCCUGUCACCACCUCUCCAUCAAUCCAACCGCCAAGGCCGUAGUACAACGUAGGCGUCGGCAGUCUCCCGAGAAAGCAGAGGCUGCCGAGAAAGCUGUAAAAGACCUCCUAGAGGCAAGUUUUAUUUCCGAGGCCAAGUACUCAACUUGGCUCUCAAAUGUUGUACUUGUUAAAAAAUCUAAUGGAAAAUGGAGAAUGUGUGUUGAUUAUACUGAUGUUAACCGGGCAUGUCCAAAAGACGCCUACCCUUUACCUAAUAUUGAUAGACUGGUCGACAACUCGGCCGGCUAUAAACUGUUGUCCUUCAUGGACGCUUAUUCUGGUUACAACCAGAUUCCCAUGGCGAAAUGCGACAAGCAAUGCACGGCUUUCAUGACCGAAUCGGGCAAUUAUUACUACAACGUAAUGCCCUUCGGACUCAAAAACGCCGGGGCAACCUACCAGCGGAUGAUGAACAAGGUCUUCCGAGGGGAAAUCGGCGACACACUCGAGGUGUAUAUGGACGACAUGAUCGUCAAAUCUCGAGAAGACUCCGACCACACACUACAUCUCGAGCGGGUCUUCAAGCAGGCCAGGUCCUGCAGGAUGCGCUUCAAUCCGGAGAAGUGUACCUUCGGAGUACGGGCAGGCAAAUUCCUCGGUUUCUACUUAACAGAACGAGGAAUAGAAGCCAACCCUGAUAAGUGCCGAGCAUUCUCAGACCUCCCUACCCCCACCAAUAAAAAAUCCAUCCAAGUACUAAACGGAAUGCUCACAGCAUUGUCCCGCUUCGUCGCGAAAUCCGCCCAGCAUGCACUUCCAUUCUUUAAGCUUCUUCGGAAAGAAGCAGCUUUCGAGUGGUCCGAGGAAUGCGAACAAGCAUUAUCCCACCUCAAACAAGUGCUCUCCAAACCCCCGGUGCUAUCCCGACCAGACAGCAACGAGGUUCUCUAUCUCUACUUGGCCGUCUCUGGCGAGGCAGCCAGCGCGGCCCUGAUCCGAGAAACGGAAGACGGGCAGAAGCCAGUGUACUUCACUAGCAAAGCCUUACAAGGACCCGAGGUCCGCUAUCAACAGAUAGAAAAAAUCGCGCUGGCCCUAAUAACGGCCGCCAGAAGACUGAGGUACUACUUCCUUGCCCACACUAUCGUCGUCCGGACAGACCAACCGAUCAAACAGCUUCUCAGCCGACCAGACAUGGCCGGAAGGAUGCUGAAAUGGUCCCUCGAACUGUCCGAGUUCGACAUACAAUACGAGGGCAGGAAAGCGCUAAAAGCCCAAGCACUCGCCGAUUUCGUGGCCGAGAUGACGACGAUCUCCAACUCCCUAACACCCACCGUGAAUAAGUGGACCAUCUACGUAGACGGUGCCUCAAGCCACGCGGGCAGCGGAGCUGGGAUCAUCUUGGAGAACGACGAGGGACUCGUCAUCGAAGUAUCCUUAGUCCUCUCCUUCGCCACAUCGAACAACCAGGCCGAGUACGAAGCCCUCCUAGCGGGCCUACGCCUUGCAGAGGACGUAGGCGCUCGGGAAGUCAUGAUUUAUACCGAUUCACAACUGGUCGCGUCGCAAGUUAGCGGCGAUUACCAGGCCAAAAACGACACACUAGCCGAGUAUCUGUCGCUCGUCAAAGAAAAGAUGAAAGGGUUCGCGAAGGCAGACGUCGCACACAUCCCUCGGGAACACAACUCGAGGGCCGACCUCUUAUCCAAGCUCGCAAGCACGAGAAAGAAGGGAGGGAACAAGUCGGUGAUACAGGAAGUCUUGUCCGAUCCAAGCGUAGCCAAAAACGCGCCGGCCAUACAAGUGUUUGCCAUCGGAGACGACCAUUGCUGGAUGACUCCGGUAUACAAAUACCUCAUGAACGACGAACUCCCCGAUGAUCCGAAGGAAGCUUCAGCUAUUAAAAGGAGAGCCUGCUCGUACACAGUCAUUGAAAAUAAACUCUAUCGGCGCGGCUUCUCCAUUCCCCUUCUCAAAUGCAUCGACGACUCGCAGGCAAUGGAAGUACUGCAGGAGAUCCACGAAGGGAUUAACGGCCAGCAUCUCGGCGGCCGGUCGCUGGCAAGGAAAGCCCUCAGAGCCGGCUACUAUUGGCCGACCAUGCAGCAGGACGCCAAAGAGCACGUUCAAAAAUGCGACAAAUGUCAGCGGCAUGCCGACAUGCACCUAGCUCCCCCCACCGAGCUCAAAUCCCUCUCCUCUCCUUGGCCUUUUUCCACCUGGGGAAUGGACCUCCUCGGCCCUUUCCCGGUCGGCUCGUACCAGAAUAAAUAUCUCGUGGUCGCCGUCGAUUACUUCACGAAAUGGAUAGAAGCCGAGGCGCUUGCCAAGAUCACAUCUCAAAACGUGCUCCGUUUCUACAAACGAAACAUACUUGCCCGGUUCGGGGUCCCUCAGGCCAUAAUCACCGACAAUGGCACCCAGUUCACUGACAAAAAAUUCCAAGAGUUUGUGGCCAAGCUUGGCACGAAGCAACACUUCACCUCAGUCGAGCACCCUCAGACGAACGGGCAGGCCGAGGCGGCCAACCGAGUCAUCCUCCGAGGAUUAAAGAGAAGACUCGGCGAAGCCAAAAAAGCCUGGGUCGAGGAACUACAUAGUGUACUCUGGGCGUACAGGACGACGCCUCAUUCGAGCACAGGCGAAACUCCUUUCCGACUAACUUACGGCACCGAAGCCGUAAUUCCCGUAGAAAUCCGAGAGCCUUCUCGGCGCACCGAAUUCCCCCUCGAGGAAGAACUUAACGACGAGGCCAUGAGGGAAGAACUCGAUAUGGUAGAAGAGAUUCGAGCAGGGUCAGCCCUCCGAGAAGCUAAACUAAAACAGCAAAUAGCUCUUCGCCAUAACGCCAAAGUUAUAAAGCGCGAAUUUGAAAUCGGCGCCCUAGUACUUCGCAGAAACAUGAAAGACUCACGCGAAGGCAAGCUAGCCCCAAACUGGGAAGGCCCGUACCGAGUUUAUGACAAAACCGAGAACGGCGCCUACUACCUCGAGAAUCUUCUCGGUGAAAAACUUGCUCGACCCUGGAAUGCUGAAAAACUCAGACGUUAUUACAGUUAAACAUAAGCUAAAACGCCCGGCCCCCGACCAAACUCAGGUAACGGACGGGCACGGAGCCACGUCGUCGGUACGGACGUGAGUGUUCCACGACAGCAACGAUCGGUUCCUCUCGUCGGAUAGACGGACCGACCCCUCGGCGGAUUCUACACCUAGACCCCCCGUGGAAGUACCUGCAUGGCAGAACCCCAGCUCGCGAUGGGAUCGUUCACGCCGCGAACGCUUGGCCGCAACCGCGGUCUCGCGCUCGCUAAAAGCGCAUACCUGCUCUGCGCACCCGGCCCGUACUCAACACGCCCGGGCAAUCAAUCUAGGUCGAGCAUAGCCCACAAAACCAAUAAUAUCACAAGUAUACUGGUGACUCUCCGGCACGUCCGAGCAUAAGUCAUCGGUCACCUAGAACAACCGCAAAAUACUUUAAGUUCAGAGGAAAUACCUCGUCAUACAAGCACGGCAGGAAUGUUAUCGAAAAGAACAAACAUACAGUGAUAACGCCGAAAGUAAAAAUAAACAGAUAUAAGCAAGAAGAAUUGUAAGACAUUAAAAUUGCCGACCAACUUGGCCGGCGAUGUCAAAGGUUACAAUCAUUACCGGGCACGCAGGCCCCAAAAAUUAUCCGGGCAUAGCCCAACAAAAAGAAUGGCACGCAGGCCGAGAAAAACGGACACGCAGGCCCGGAACUACACUUUCUACUCUUCACUCCCCGGGGACUCGGGCACCAACACGCCAUCUACGAUCCUCGAAGAGAGCCCGACAUUAUCCUCCUUCAAACCAGGGUUCAGAAGCCUCAGCUGGUUAAGAGCACGCUCGAAACCGACGUCGGCCAUGUCGGCCAGGCUUAUCUUCAGGCUUUCUAUCUUCUCCGCAAACUCAGCCCUGGACUUCAGAGCUGCCACAUCCGGCGACUCGUCAGCCGAGGGAGCCCAUUCGAGUCGAAGGUCAGCCAGCUUCUUCUUCUCAGCCACGACCUCCGCAUCUUUCUGCUUCAGGGCCGCAUCGACCUUCUUCCUCAACUCCUUGCGCUCGACCUCCAUGGUCUUCACCUUGUCCUCGGCCACCUUCUUAGCCGCCUCGGCCUCCUUCAGGGCCUCGGUCGAGCCCGAACCUCCACUAGCCAACACUUGGGCCAUCUCCAAGACCCUCACCACGGCGGCACUGUCGCACGCCAACUGUUUCUGAAGAGACGGGGGAUCCAUAUCACUGAUCCGACGAGCUUCAUCCGGUGAGGUAGCCAAGGGGAACUUCUCAAAAUAGCCUCCAUCCUUGUAGCAAGAAGGCAACACGAAGGCGCGCCCGGGACCCAGGUUCGACUGAUCCGGACGUCCCCCCUCGGAAGCACGAGGUCUCUUGGGUAACCUCUCGUCGACAUGAAUCUUGUGAGGGGAGCCUGCCGAGCCUGAGUUCUCUCCAGCUCCGGUACCCUGGUUCCUCUUCUUCUGAUUCUUCCUCGCAUCCAAUGCUUGUUUCAGGAUAUUAUCCUCCUUCUCCGGCAUAGCCUCUGCAAAGAAAAAAUAAACGAGUUAGCAAAAUACCGGACAGAGAUCACAAAGCAAGGGGAAUAGACACAACCUAACAACGCCCAGGUCUCCUCGGGAGUCCGACAAGCUAGCAAAGCCUUGGUAUUAAUAGGCCGCUGCUCCGUGAUCGGCACCCCGUCCUCGUUCAGUAUGGGAUCUCCAUUCCUCGUCACCCAACGAGACAGGGUAAAGCUAUCUACAUAUUUGCAGAGGACCGAGUACGACUCCCGGUCUUGCUCAUCCAAGUCAUCGUCCUCCCAAGCGUAGUAUUUCGGAGGAGACGCAAAAUGACCCUUCCACCAGAAAAACGGAAACGUCGUGCAGAACUCCUUUACUUC